Talaromyces proteolyticus is the source of this 1364-nucleotide messenger RNA. Its product is annotated as aminotransferase. The transcript has a single exon. Gene Ontology annotation, molecular function: catalytic activity. Bases 124 to 1107 code for a protein of 327 amino acids. The record is from RefSeq and is a predicted model, not a curated record. Gene Ontology annotation, biological process: carboxylic acid metabolic process. NCBI's taxonomy places the organism in Eukaryota, Fungi, Ascomycota, Eurotiomycetes, Eurotiales, Trichocomaceae.
AUAAAUCCUUAGCGCUAGUCAUAACCCCUCAAUGCAUCUCGUUCAUUGAUAUGGUAUCUUCAAAUUUCUCACACCAAUAAGACCGUGCCAUUACCUUAAUAAACGGAAACAAUAUAUUUCAAUAUGGCGUCCAUGAAAAGCGUUUUUGCCGCUUACUCCAACCGACUGAACGCUCUACAAACUAGCACCAACACAUUUGCACAGGGCGUGGCUUGGGUGGAAGGGCAGCUAUACCCGCUCUCCGAGGCACGCAUCCCACUAAUCGACCAGGGUUUCUUGCACGCCGAUCUAACAUAUGAUGUUCCUUCGGUGUGGGAUGGUCGGUUUUUCCGGCUUGAUGACCAUCUAGCCCGAUUAGAUGCUAGUUGCAAAAAGAUCAGAAUGAGCCUCCCACGACCUCGAGAAGAAAUCAAAGCCAUCUUGGUAGAUAUGGUCGUCAGGAGUGGCAUUCGAGAUGCCUUUGUCGAGAUCAUUAUUACACGCGGAUUUCAAGGCGUGAGAAGCUCAAAGUCGGAGGAUUUGCUGAACAAUAACCUAUACAUGUUCAUACAACCCUAUCUCUGGGUCAUGGAGCCAGAGGUCCAGAUUGGUGGAGGGAGUGCCAUUAUUGCCCGGACAGUUCGUCGUAUUCCUCCAGGCUCGUUUGAUCCAACUGUGAAGAACUUGCAGUGGGGAGAUUUUACACGAGCUAUGUUUGAGGCUCGAGACCGCGAUGCCAUGCACCCUUUCCUAACGGAUGGCGAUGCUAAUCUGACGGAAGGGUCUGGGUUCAAUAUUGUCCUUGUAAAGGACGGCAUCAUCUAUACUCCAGAUCGGGGUGUUUUGCAAGGUGUCACUCGUAAAAGUGUAAUCGACGUUGCCCGAGCCAACAACAUCGAGGUGCACGUCGAGGUGGUUCCGGUGCAGUUAGCAUAUCAAUGUGAUGAAUUGUUUAUGUGCACUACUGCUGGAGGUAUUAUGCCUAUAACGACACUGGAUGGCAAGCCUAUUAAUGGGGGGAAGAUCGGCCCGAUAACGAAGAAGAUUUGGGAUGGGUAUUGGGCCAUGCAUUAUGACCCAGCGUACAGCUUUGAGAUCAACUACAAGUCUCUUCAAUCGAGGCUUUAAUGAUUUUUCGAAUUUAGCAACUGCUUGCUUUCUUAUUGAUUUUGAUGGGCCAUGAAAUUCAAUCUAUAUGCACAUAGUACAUCGAAUUGAAAUUGAAUGUCAGGCAAUCCGCCUGUAUCAAAAAUUGAUAUUUCUGACUACUCAUCUAUCAAUUGAUGUAUUCAAUAUGUAAAUCAGUCAAUCUAAACCAUCUUUCAAGUUGAGUGAGAUAUGUAUCAUGGGAAACUUCUACUACAUAGCUCCGUGUAAAACCCCUA